UUGAAACUGUGAGCAGGUGAGACUGGUCUGACACCAGACUCGUCUUUUUGGACAGUUUGUGCGCAAAAACAUCAAGUGGCGUUAAUCACUGAUGGGCUGUGCAGCCGCCCGCCGCAUGCAUGCGAGUGAUGGUUUUAGGGCUUUCUGCCUCGGGUGCAUGAGCGCGCACGCCGCAAUUGUUGAUGGGCGCGCGGAAAAUGAUGAUGAGAGCGUGACCUCACCGCUUUCUGCACAGCUGCUGGAGUGAAGAGGAGGAGGAGGCAGUGAGAAACAGAAACACGCUGAGAGAAACAGACGGAGACCCAGAACAGCGGAGAGCACUCAAAACACACCAGGAGCUGCGUAUUGGCAAAAAAGGGGGCUGGACAACAUCGAAGUGAGUCCGUGGGCACCUUCCACACCACCCGGGUUCACCUCCCAGAAUGUUCUGUUUUCCCCAGAAAAAGUCCCUGCGGUGCAUCCACGCACACUGAAGCCCAGAUGCUCACCCUCUCCGCCGACAUGGACGACUCUUCGUCGCUACUGGAUCUGCUGGAGUGCUCGGUGUGCCUGGAGCGCCUGGACACCACGGCCAAGGUGCUGCCGUGCCAGCACACCUUCUGCCGCCGUUGCCUGGAGAACAUCGUCAGCUCCAGGAACGAGCUCCGCUGCCCGGAGUGCCGCAUCCUGGUGGACUGCGGGGUGGACGACCUGCCAGCCAACAUCCUUCUGGUUCGCCUUCUGGACGGGAUCAAGCAGCGGCCGCAGCGAGGGAGCCCAGGAGGAGGAGGUGGCCGGCAGUCUCUAGCCGGAGGUUCGCUGCAGGGGUACGCUGCCGGGAUAUCCGCCUCCCCUCCGGGAACUGCAAUUAGAGAGCUGCCCGUGGCCACCAGGAGCUCCCCUGUCAAGAAUAUCCCAGCACUGCCUUGCGGUAAAGCUCUCUAUUCAUAUGAAGGCAAGGAACCAGGCGACUUACAGUUUUCCAAGGGUGAUAUUAUCAUCCUGCGGCGAAAGGUGGAUGACAACUGGUACCAUGGGGAGCUUAAUGGUUGCCAUGGCUUCUUGCCAGCUAGCUACAUCCAGCUGCUGCGUCCCCUGAGUCAAACUCCACCUCAGGGCAAAGCUUUGUACGACUUUGAGGUCAAAGACAAAGACCAGGAUAAAGACUGCCUGGCCUUCAGCAAGGACGAGGUUCUGACAGUAAUCAGACGCGUAGAUGAGAACUGGGCAGAAGGCAUGCUGGGAGACAAGAUUGGCAUCUUCCCCAUUCUUUAUGUCGAGUUAAAUGAAACGGCGAAGCAGCUGAUGGAGAUUGACAAACCUAUGCCAGCGAAUGCACCAGGUCCCAGCUCUGAGCCAGCCCCCCUGGGUCCCUGCACUCCCGGUCCCUCCCCCACUGCCUCGCCGUCUAAUGGAAAUGGCUCUGGCCACAGGAGAGGCGAAGGGAAGAAAAACGCAAAGAAGCGGCAUUCUUUCUCCGCCCUCUCUGUCAGCCAGAGGGCUGCCCAGCUCAACAACAGACACAGCAUGGAGAUUUCGCACCCGGUCCUCAUCAGCUCCUCUGACCCCAGAGCAGCUGCUCGUAUUCAGGAUGCCUCUCCGCCAGGUCCCUCUCCAUCCUCAGUGGGGAUACCGCUUCCCCCCAAAGUGGCGUCUCUUACCUCUGAGCUGUUGGCUCAUGCCAAGGUGCAGCUGCCACUCAACAUAUAUUUAGCUCUAUACGCCUACAAGCCCCAGAAAGCUGACGAGCUGGAGCUAAGGAAGGGGGAGAUGUACCGAGUGACAGAGAAGUGUCAGGAUGGAUGGUUCAAAGGCACCUCACUAAGAACUGCCGCCUCUGGAGUCUUUCCAGGAAACUACGUCACUCCCGUGUCCAGGGCUCCAUUUGGACUUGUAUCUCCUCGAGGUUCGAGUAUGUCCAGUCCAGUUGGAGGAGGGGGAAGUGGGUGCAGUCAAGCGGUGGGUAAAAUCUCAGACCUUUCAUCCCCCGGAUCUCCAGGCCCUUCGUCGUCUCGUCCCGCCACUCCGCUUGUGACCUCAGCAAACUGCGUCAACAGUGUCAGCCCCGCGUCCUCGCCGCAAACUGCCGCCGCCCAGCUGAAGAACUGCCUGCGUUCCAGCCAGCAUGUGGCCAAUCAGGCCCGCACUUCAAUGCAGCUGGUCCAUAGUCCACCUGCUGGAAGUCCAGAGCGCCCCACUGUAUCCAUCUCCCCGCUGCGUCCUCAGAACUCCUCUCCCUCACGCUGCGCUGGCCAGUCGGGUCGUCCCCUCUCCAUGGUGUCUCCAGGACCCAGCUUAGGCCCCUCCCCGCUCUCCUCCCCGGCUUCACGGCCCAUCCUCCCCCUCUCCUCCCCUCUCUCCUGUCUCACACCUCCCAACGUCUCUGCCGUGUUUCUCAACGGUGAGCCGGCCAGUCCACUGCAGCCGCCUUCUCCUGGUCCCUCCCACACUCCCACCCAGGGUGCCCUAGCACCCAAAGUGGAGAAGGAGAGAAAAGCAGCAGGUUUGCUAAAGCUCUUGUCAGGGGCUGCAGCCAAAAAGAAACCACGCUCACCCCCGUCCUCUCCACCCACACACGACCCCUCGCAGGCAGGCCAUGGGGCCGGGGCCACAGAGCCAACCCACCACCCUCACCGCCUUCACCAUCACGGUCGCUCGGGCUCCUGUCCGAUGGCGUCACAGGGUCGAGCCGGCUCGUGCCCAAUCGAGAGUGAUAUGCCAGGGGCAAUAGGGCUGGAGCCGCUGCACAGGAAGUCCGGUUCCCUGGAUACCAACUUCCCCUUGUCACCCCCAGCAACACGUGCUGGCAGCGCUCUAAUGGUCCUCCGGCCUGAGCCCAAACCUUUAUCAAGAGAGAGGUAUCGCGUGGUCGUUUCUUACCCGCCUCAGAGUGAGGCGGAGAUUGAACUGCGGGAAGGGGACGUGGUGUUUGUUCAUAAGAAGAGGGAAGACGGGUGGUACAAAGGCACCCUGCAGAGGACGGGACAGACCGGCUUGUUUCCCGGCAGCUUCGUCGAGAGCUUCUAAGCCCCAAGAACGGGACAAAAGAGUUUAACCCUGUCUCUGAGUCACACACACAAAAAUAUUUUACACAAACACAAGCAGCACCUACAUGGAGGUUGGGCUGAUAUUGGUUUCACAGAUUCUUUUAUUUCUUUACUGGAUCAAAAUUCAUGAAAUUUUAUGUUUCAUUUUCUAACCUGCCUUAAGAAAUGAACUAUUCAACAGUGGAAGAAAAAAAAUUAUUCUACAUUUUCUGUUUUUAAACAUAUCAAGCAAUAUACAAGUUUUAAAUUAAUUCAUGUUUGAAGCAGCCACAAAUCACAGCUGCUGUCUACAAUUUUCUGAAAUCCAGAUUAGUCUGACCAAUUCACACACACUUCAGUAAGCACAUACAGCCCCUUACACAAUUAUUAGAACCCUUGGUAACAUGUAGAAAGUCUUAAAAUGAAUCUAUUUUUUACUGCAGCAGCAUAAUCUCACACUGAAAAAUGUACCUGAAUUAGAGCACAUUUAUUCAUUUUACUAAUCACACCAACUUGUGUAACAACCACAUCUACAGAUAGUUUGUAUAAAACUGCCCCCAAUGUUUCUUGAUGGUUAUUAGCUUGAUCUUUGCUGAAAAACAGUUUCUGUGCCUCUAUUACAAAUAUAACCUGAGUACCUGUUCAGUAAACUUAAAAUGUAACCUUUGAACAGUUAAAAAAAAAAUAAUAUAUAAAAUAUUGCUAAAUCAUCACAGAAAUAGUUAACCACUCUUUUUCUCCUAUCCCAGUCUCCAGACCAAAUAGGUUUUUUAUUUUACUGAAAGUUGUUGUUUUGUUUUUUUUCAGAAAAUUUUAUUGUGAGAUGAUCCUACUGCAACAAUAGAUAAAUUUAUUUAAAGGCUUAAUACACUUAUUUACGAGGGAUGCCAAUAAUUGUGGAGGUCACUGUAGGACAUGGCUUUAAACCAGCCCAGCCUCCUGGAUGGAGUUUACCUACAACUCGUGCUCCGAAGCUACUGAAGGCACAGACUCUAAGAGCACAGAACGAUGAGCCAUGCCUCCCAGAUCUCCUGUUUGGCGUUGUCCACCAGCAAACAUUAGCACAAAAAUUAUUAGCUCUGUUUUUCCACUGAGACCUCAGAACUUGAAUCCGGGUGCUUUCUUCGUUUGAGGAGUAAACAUUUACAGCCAGGCGAUGAGGGAAGUACUCAAGCCUGCACUCCAGGAUCUUUUUGUCUACUCUGUGACAGCGAGCACACGUUUGGUUUCAGCCCAGUAUAUGUUGACAAUGCAUGUAGCAUUAUUAUGUUUCUUUUUAUAUGUUGUAAUAGGUGUUUGUGUAGUCCUGCUGUGAUGAUCUGUCACAUUUUAUUUAAAGAAAAAAAGGCAGAAUUAGGACAUCCAUUUUUCUAUUUAUAUGUCUUACAUGACUGAGAAAAUAUUUAACUUUUAUUACUUUUUGGCUCUCAAACUUCAAUUUAAUUUGAACUAAGGCUUGUUGAAUGUAAAAAGAAACAGGAAGUUACAAAGAAAUAGGAAGUCACAACAAAAUCCUACUACAGGCAGUUUUUCUAAAGUUGUUUUUGAACUUUGGUAUGAGAAUAGACACAGAAGAAAUGCACUUGGUAAUAUUUGUUACAACUUGUCUCCAUACUUACAUAUACAGUAUUUGAACACGUCAAGACAUUUUUUUUUUACUACUGUGUUUUUAAGCAAGAUUUUUCUACAAGCAGGCACAAAGUAGUUGGGUACAACAACGAAGGCUUAAAUACUCUAAGUUAAACUUUCAACAUACUUGGAAACUCACCCCUAGAAUUAUUGAUAAUUGAAAAGUUAAUUUGUUUAGUGAUUAUUUUCAAAAAGGGAAACAAAUUGCACCAUAGAGAUUCAUUAAUUAUGGAAUGGUGUUUAUUGUUUAUGUUUAUUUUGACAUUAUUGGCUUACAAUAAUCACAAUACUGAAUAUGUUUUGACCUUUGGGGUGACUUCACCCUUUUCUAUCAGACAGUCAUUAACUCCCUCCACAAGGAGCCACAAAAGUUUGUUUCUCAAGAAGCUGGCAGUUCACAUAGUGCUGUCUCCAAGCAUAGUAAAGAAACUUAGAGUGCUAGAAAAAUAACUGCAAUAGAAAAUCAUAUUCUAAAGCCCAGAUUCUCAUGGAAGUAGCUUUUUAUAUUAGAGAUGGUUAACACACAAAUGUAAGCCUUCUAUGAUGAAUGUUAAUAUACUGUACAGUAAGAAUUAAUACCUGGUCUGACGCACUUCUGCAUUCAUUACUGUGUUGUGUGUCCUGGAGGUGAUCAGACUGUGAUUCUUCUAAGUUGUUAUAGGAGCUCUCACCAACAGCACAAACAUUAUUUAUGAACAUUAGGUCAGGUCCUUCCACUCAACUUUCUAUUUAAAUGUUUGGAUGCAGCAUUCUGUGAACACUCGUUUUCUUUAGGAAGGAGCUUUUGUGGCUUAACUCCCUGUGGAGGAUAUCACUGAAUAACUGUUAUCAUUGGUCUUGUGUAAUAUUCAAUAUUUUAAUAAACCUAAUUUGGAUUUUUUAUUAGUUUUAAGCCAUAAUAAUGAAAAGUAACGUGAAACAAAACAAUUAAAAAUAUUGAAAUGUCAGUUUAUCUGACAUGAGUCCAUAUAAUAUGACUUUUACCUCAACAAUAUUAAUGAUUCUCUAAUAUAUUGAAAUUCAUCCAUAGAACAGACCUUUUCUUGAAAAGGAAAGAAGGCACACAUGUUUCAACAUAAUGAGAGAAGAACCUGGAUCUUAUCUAGUUUCAUUUUAUUCAUAUUAAUCUUCUUCUUCCUGUUUGUGAAAGCACAGCAAACUGACUGUGAACAACAGACUGAGGUCAGCAGCCAAAUUGUUGGAUUUUGUUUAUUUUUAUUUUAGCCGAAGCACAAACAGCUAUCAGACAAAUGCACAAGUAGAAAGCUUUUUUUUUUUUGGACAAAAUAAGCACACGGGGAUCUAACUUACACUAUCCAGAUCAGCAGAUUGGUUUAUAUUGCAUAGAAAGUUGAAAGAAAGUGACCUUUGGCUGUUGUUAUUUUUUUAUAUACAUAUUCCAGCAUUUUUAGGAUAUUUUAAGUGUUUUGUGUGUUAUUUGUGAAAUGUUGUAGUACUGACCAAACUUUAAAGACUUUUUUGUUGUAUUUUUUUUAUUAUUUAUAAUUUUUUUCAAAGCACAUAUUUCAACUUGAGUCCUCCGUUUAAGCUGUUGCUUCCACUCGCUUUAUCAAUAGAUACUUUCUAGUAAGUUAACUUUAAGCUUCAUGUAUGUGACUUUUAGUCACCUGAUGUAUCUGUUUCACUUGUAAACAGAUUUAACAAAUGUAUUAGAUCAGUUAAAUUAUUGUCAGUUCUGCUUACUGUCUUCAGCACAUCCAAAAUUUUAAUUUAAACUUUUCGUCCAAAACUUUCCAAGGAAUAUUUGUAUUUUUUCCAGACGCACUAAAGAGCAGGUGUACUAAAACACAGCGUCCUUGAAAUCUUCACAAUAAGAGCCUUAAACCUGCAUUCUUAUCUUGUCGCAUAAAGUUAAUAAAAAUACCCUACAGGCUGUGUGCUAAAAUCUACACAUAAUUAUUAUGAUAAAGUUUUUCACAAUAUAAAGUUCUUGUUUACAUUACUGUUACCUUGCAUGAGACAUGACAAUGUGACUUUUAAUGUGUUUGUGAAGGAUUUGUGAAACAUUUGGGUGCUCCUGAAUGUUGCCGAUGGUGAUGCAUGUGGCUAAUUGUUAGGUGCACAUGCAAGCGCAGUUUAGAAGGCUAGACUUUGGCUCUGACUUUGUAUCGAACAAAUUCAUAAAUGCUGAAACCAACCAACCAACAGGACAUGGACAAGACAUACAAAAGCAAGCACAAAGCAAAAACAGCACCGAUAAAGAAAAAUCCUAAGCUAAAAGAACAUUUUUAAAAAUGAAAGCUAAUUGACUGGAAUCCACAGGAAAAUUAUUCAUCUAGAUGUUCCCAUGCAGGGAAUCCUCAGAGGAAAACAGAAUUAUUCUUAAGAUUAAAUUAUUUUUCCUGCAACUAGGCGUGGGCUGCUUAUGGUCAAGGUAUGCCAAUGUUUUCAAAAAGGAUAAAAAUGUUAAUAAAAUUUUAUCCACGUGUCUAUCCAUUAUAUUCCACUAAGCAAAGAUCAGGUCGCAGAGAUAACAGGCCCACAAGGGAAACCCAGACAUCUCUUGACCUACAGACACUCUCCAGGUCCCUCCUGGCACCCCAAGGCAUUCCGGCCCAGGGAUAUGUAGAGUAUGUAGUCCAUGCAGGGAGUCUGGGUUAUGCUCUGGGUACUCAUUACAUAUCCCAGUGGUUUGUCCUUAAAAGCCUCCAAACAGAGACACCCAGGAGACAUCAUGGUACAAUAAUCAAGCCACCUGAGCUGACUCCUUUCAAUGCAGAGGACCAGCGUCUGUCCUAACAGCACUCUUUCACCGUAUCUCUAAGCUUGAGAGAUAGGGUGUUUAGUCACUUAGUCCCAGGAAGAUCAUUUCAGCAGCUUCUGUGUAGAAUGUUUUUCUGUCGGUCAUGAUCCACCUCUCAUGACAAUGGGAAGCAUAAAUAGUCUGAGCACUUCCCUUUUUGACUCAGCGAUUUCUCCAACCCAACAGACCACAGAAUUGCCUGCAUUACUGCACACGAGGUCAAAAUCUGUCUAUCCCUCUUACAAUCCAUCCUGCCAUAAUUUAUGAACAAGAUUUUUUAUUUAUUUUUUUUUUUAAAGCAUAUUAAAUGUUCAUUUGGUGCAAAGCUAUGCUAAUAAGGUGCCAGAAAAUGCUUUGAAGGGAACAAAGUUUUCUCUGGCUGUAUGGAGCACAGAUGAAUGCAGACUCUUACAGUUUCCCAUCGCUUACAAAAAAUGCUAAUUCUUCAUUUCUUGAAAUAUUCCUUGUCCCAGAAUCAUGAACAGUCAUCGUAUGAAAACUAAAAGAGCUGCACCUUGUUUUACUGUUAGUAAGCUAGGAGUGGUCCAAAAGGCCUGAUCAGAUAGCCUGAAUAACUUACCAGCAAAUUUAACUGAAGUGCACAAUUUCAAAACAUUAUAUAUUAUCCAAUUGAUAUUCUCAAUAAAUAAACAGUAUUAUAUGUUUAAUCUUACUUUAAUACUACAAUAGCAGCAGUAAGAACCUUUGUUUUGUAGGUUUCAAAGAAAAGCCAUUCAACCAUGUUGAUACAUUCUUGUCUGUUGUGUGUUAACAUUGCAGUAUUGUUACUGAAGGUUUCAUACUUCAGUAUGAACCUGGUACCGGCUCAUCCCUAUGUGCAACAGGUCCCAGCUCGCGUGUAUCUGGACUGCAUUCAACUUUCAGAUUUGGCAUUGAAUUUAUCCACUGUUAAAUUAAGGUUAAUAUGUUUUUAUUGCUUUAGCUCAAAUUUGUUCUCUGUAUGAGUGUAAGUAGGGCUUUUUUGUUCAGUGAGUAAAAAGGUGCCUAUUUAUCUCCAUGAAAUGAGCAAAGAGGGAGUCACUAUGAAACUUUUGAGUAUCAGUUCUUGGAAAAGUCGGACUUAACAUGUUCCCAUUGGCCUUUGAAACCUGUCAGUCAAACCUUAGUGCCUACAAAUGUCACACAAAUGGCGUUUAUUCUAGGCAGACCAGUGCCCUCUUUCCAUGCUUCUUUGUAUAUAAGUGUCAGUAAGGCGAGCCUGCGGGUUAAUUUGUAGUCCUCUCUGUUUUGUUGGGGCCCGAUGACAGCAACCAGCAGAUCCCAAAACAGCUCUGCACUGGUCUCACGUGGGCUUUUCUUUGUCUCUUUGUGGGCUUGUUGACUCAAGAACUCAAAUAUAUAUUAUUUCCAAUUUUUAAAAAAACACAAAAAAACAGCCUCUUAUUUGUGUUGGAGAUCAUUGAAUCUCAGAAGUGUGUUUUAUUUUUAUUUCCGUUGGGGUCAAUUUUCUUUGGGGGGGAAAAAAAAACAAAACGUUUACAGCUGUCAAAAUGUCAGGAAUAAAACCACUGCACAGUGGUCACUUUAGAUAUAACUUGAAGCGCCAGUUUUUCAAAAGUUUUUUUUUUGUGUGUGUGUGUGUGUAUAUGUUUGUAUUUUAAUUAUGUGAUCUAAGGUUGUCAUUCACCUCAGCUUCCUGGUUGUAUAAAUGAACUAGCUGGAAAAUUGCAGUGAGGGCUUCAGAAAUGAAAUUAAACAGUGAAGAGUUAUGGUCAUUCUUUUGAGGUGUAAGCAAUUUUUGGCUUGACUGAGGCAUAAUUCUAGCACUCAUUGUCUUGGAGCACUAUUCACACCCCUGAAAUCUCAAACAAACAUUGUAUUUUAUUGAGAUUGGAUGUGAUGGAUCAAGAUAAAGUAAUACAAAUACAUGGCACAUUCUGCUGAUUUGUAUUUGCCCACAGCCUAUGAAUCCUUACUUUUGUAGAACCACCAUUGGCUAUAAUUACAGCAGCAACACCUUUCUGAUUUAUAUUUGUAAAAACUAUUUAUCAUUAGCCUUCAACUUCAUAAUCAUGUACAAUUUUGUCUGGAUGUAUCACAAAAAAAUCCCAAUAAGGAACGGAAAUGUUUGUGGUUGUGGGAACCUGAACACAUUUUCUGAUAAUCAUUUUUGAGCCCAAACGCUUUUUGUGACGCUGUCAAGUUAUCUACCAGGAAGCUUGAGUUCCCGAUCUGCCAUUUUGUAUUAAAUGCCAUAUUUGUUCUUACAGAUACUUGAGAGAACCUGUGCGUGUGUGUGAAUGCAAAACGGGAGGACAGAGGCUUCUGUAUGUAGCUCUUUACACUAAAAAGGAACUCUAUGACAAAGCGUGGUGCAACAUGGACGCUCAUGCCUCUUCAGGACUGACUCGUGGUGAAAACUGUUGGUACUGUGGGUGAAACAGAGAGAACAAAAAAAAAAGAUUAUAUAUAGAUAUAUAAUUCUAUAUUGUCCAGAAUAUUUAUAGGCCUUUUGUGCCAUUGCAGUCAUGCUCUGGACUGGUACCGUCCAGCGCUUUCUACCAUGUGAUCAUUAUACAUCGUCUUGUACUGAUGACCCGUGGUUGAUAUGAUUGUUUUUUCAUGUCAAGUGCAUUUUUUGCAAUAAAUGCCUUUGUUUUCAAAUUUA
Molecule: messenger RNA, 10027 nt
Organism: Gambusia affinis (western mosquitofish)
Lineage: Eukaryota; Metazoa; Chordata; Actinopteri; Cyprinodontiformes; Poeciliidae
Product: E3 ubiquitin-protein ligase SH3RF3-like
Exons: 10
Coding region: 481-3006 (841 amino acids)
Biological process (GO): protein ubiquitination; positive regulation of proteasomal ubiquitin-dependent protein catabolic process; positive regulation of JNK cascade
Molecular function (GO): ubiquitin protein ligase activity; metal ion binding; protein binding
Source: RefSeq, a predicted model, not a curated record